AAUAGUUCUCGUAACAGGUAUGGCACACAAGUCUAUGUUUUCCAGGUUUUUUGUGCGCACCUACAACAGGUGUCUUGCAUGCACAUAUAAGCAUCAUAGUCAUCACUGGGAGCUUAUUUGUAAAUUUGUAAUACUCCAUCUGAUUCCCCACAGCCACAAGACCACAACAGAGAUGAAUCCCAAAAGAAAUCUUAGCAUAAAAGUUGUGAUGUUUCCAUGGCUUGGCCAUGGCCACAUAUCACCCUUUCUAGAGCUAGCCAAGAAGCUCUCAAGUAGAAACUUCAAAAUCUACAUUUGCUCUACACCAGCUAAUCUCAAUCCCAUCAGAAAUAAGUUACAUGAUUGCACUUCAAAUAUUGAGCUCAUUGAAUUCUCCUUACCAUCUUUACCUCAGCUCCCUCCUCAUUAUCACACAACAAAUGGCUUGCCACCCCAUCUCAUGAAAACUCUUACAAAAGCCUUUGUUUCAGCCAGCUCCAAGUUUUCACAGAUCAUAAACUCUUUGAGUCCAGAUUUAGUUAUAUAUGAUAUCUGCCUGCCAUCAGUGCCUAAGCUUGCUGCUGCUUAUCAGAUUCCUGCGGUUCAUUUCUUAACAUCAGGAGCAGCUACAGUCUCAUACAUGUUUCGUCUUCUGAAGAAUCUCCAGACCCCAUUUCCAUCCACAAGUGUGUUUCUUAAGGACUCUGAGUUGAGAAAGAUGGCUGAAGCUCAUCCAGGAGAGGGACAGGAAGAUAAAGAUCGCGUUUUGGAUUGCAUUAUGGACACGAAAGAUAUCUUAUUGAUCAAAAGUAGUAGGAACAUUGAGGGGAAAUAUCUGGAUUGUCUCUCCACGCUGAUCAACAAGAAGAUUGUACCAGUUGGUCCACUUGUUCAGGAUGUUCAUGUACAUGAUCAAGAAAAUGAUGAUGAGGAUGUCAUGAAAUGGCUAAACAAAAAAGAUGCUUGUUCUACUGUUUAUGUAUCUUUUGGCACUGAAAGUUAUUUAAGCAGGAAAGGAGUGGAAGAACUAGCUUAUGGGCUUGAGCUUAGCAAUUUGAAUUUUAUAUGGGUGCUUAAAUUUCCUGGAGGGGAUAAGGCUUUGGAGGUUCUGCCUGAAGGGUUUUUAGAGAGGACUGGAGACAGGAGCAAGGUUGUCGAGGGGUGGGCACCGCAGGCCAAGAUAUUGAGACAUUCAAGUAUUGCAGGGUUUGUGAGUCACUGUGGGUGGAGUUCAGUAAUGGAAAGUCUUAGUUUUGGGGUUCCAGUUAUAGCAAUGCCGCUGCAGAAUGACCAGCCUUUAAAUGCUAGGCUCGCGGUAGAGUUGGGGUUCGGAUUAGAGGUUGAGAAAGAUGAGAAGUUUGAGUUUGGCAGAGAAGAAGUAGCAAGAGUUGUGACACAAGUUGUUGUGGAUAAAGGUGGGGAAAACAUGAGGAGAAAAGCUCAACAGUUGAGUGAAGAAAUGAAAGUGAGGGGGGAGAGAGAAAUUGAUAGCGCAAUCAAACAGCUUAAAACUCUUGUCCAGAACAACAGGGCAAUGUAG
This is a messenger RNA of Daucus carota subsp. sativus, 1519 nucleotides long. RefSeq names its product UDP-glucosyltransferase 29-like. The record is from RefSeq and is a predicted model, not a curated record. Gene Ontology annotation, molecular function: UDP-glycosyltransferase activity. Bases 20 to 1519 code for a protein of 499 amino acids. The transcript has a single exon. Lineage: Eukaryota; Viridiplantae; Streptophyta; Magnoliopsida; Apiales; Apiaceae.